This is a messenger RNA of Oncorhynchus masou masou (cherry salmon), 2876 nucleotides long. RefSeq names its product DNA-binding protein SATB1-like. Lineage: Eukaryota; Metazoa; Chordata; Actinopteri; Salmoniformes; Salmonidae. Gene Ontology annotation, molecular function: DNA-binding transcription factor activity, RNA polymerase II-specific; RNA polymerase II cis-regulatory region sequence-specific DNA binding. Gene Ontology annotation, biological process: regulation of transcription by RNA polymerase II; chromatin remodeling. The coding region runs from base 1 to 2676 and encodes 891 amino acids. The transcript is spliced from 11 exons. The record is from RefSeq and is a predicted model, not a curated record.
AUGGACCCCCAGCAGUGUGAUGGAGGCCAUGUGUCAGAGGGGUGUCACACUCCUGGUAAUAGGGACCACCGGCCCCCUCCUGCCAAACUGGUCUGCCUGGAGUUGAACGGUGGCAGGGGCCCCUCAGGUCCACACCAGGGCAGGACGAGACAGGGGAGCCCAGGGGUCAGAACUUCGGCCCCCAAACUCACCCCACCCGCACCACAACCCAAGAACUGGCAUAAAAGAGGAAGCCUGCUGCCUGUGCUGUGUUUGGUGGAGCACAGAGAGAGCCCGGUCCUGGCAGUGGAGGCUGAGAGGAGAGAGGAGCAUGCAGAGUUUGUACUGGUCAGGAGAGACCUGCUGUUUAACCAGCUGAUAGAGAUGGCUUUACUGGCCCUGGGCUACUCUCACAGCUCAGCAGCACAGGCCAAAGGUUCGAUCCAGGUGGGUAGGUGGAACCCUGUCCCUCUGUCCUGUGUGACUGAUGCUCCUGAUGCCACAGUGGCUGACAUGCUGCAGGACCUCUACCAUGUGACCACCCUCAAGAUCCAGCUCACCAGUUGUCCCAUGUUUGAGGACCUCCCUCCAGAACAGUGGAGUCACUCCACAGUGAGAAACGCCCUGAAGGAGCUAUUGAGAGACAUGAACCAGAGCUCACUGGCCAAAGAGUGCCCUCUGUCCCAGAGUAUGAUCUCCUCCAUUGUUAACAGCACCUACUAUGCAAAUGUGUCGGCCUCCAAGUGCCACGAGUUUGGCCAUUGGUAUAAGCACUUCAUGAAUACCAAAGGCAUCAUGGAGAUUGACAGCUUCUCUGACCAAUCCCAAACGAGCUCCACACACCCAUCAACCAAACAAUCAUUCCCAGGCAGCAGGGCCGAGCUGGUCUGCUCCUCACCCCUCCUCUUUCCUCACGGGGGUGCCACCCACACUUCUGGGCGUAGUUGUCUGGCCCCAAGUCUCUGCCCCCCGGGGCUGGUGACCGCCCCCCUCAGCUCCCAGCUAGUCAGCCCCCAACAGAUAGUCAUGGCCCAGUUCCUCAACCAGCAGUAUGCAGUCAGCCAUAUGCUAGCCCAGCAAAGCCUGUCUGUAUCUGUUUCCACCUCCCCCCAGAAGUUCCUCAACCACCCCCCUGUGGGGAGGCCUCCCCCCUCCCUUGCCCUAGCCAAGGGCCUCGACCCCCCGCCCCAGGCUGGACCACCAGGACCCGGGUCUGGGUCCCAGAGCCAGGUGUGUGGACCAUCAGACAUCUCAUGUGAGAUCUACCAGUGGGUGAGAGAGGAGCUGAAGAGAGCAGGCAUCUCCCAGGCUGUGUUCGCCCGCGUGGCCUUCAACAGGACCCAGGGCCUGCUGUCUGAGAUCCUGCGUAAGGAGGAGGAUCCUAAGAGUGCGUCUCAGUCUCUCCUGGUCAACCUGCGGUCCAUGCAGAGUUUCCUACAGAUACCGGAAGGUGACCGCGACCGUAUCUACCAGGAGGAGAGAGAGAGGAGUCUGACCACGUCGACCAUUAUCAACCAUUCACCCAACAACACUACCACACCACGCCACACACAGACCAGAAAGGAAGAGGGAAACUUUGUUCAGGCUGAAGAUUGGCCCUCCCAGGUUUCCAUUGUAUUUCCUAAAGUGAAGAACAUGGGAUGUGUUCUAGACAGAGGGGUGAAGAGCGAGGGAUGUGUUCUAAACAUCAACAGUUCUAUCUAUGAGGAGAUCCAACAGGAGAUGAAGAGAGCCAAGGUAUCUCAGGCCAUGUUUGCCAAGAUGGCCGCGUCCAAGAGUCAGGGCUGGCUGUGUGAGCUGCUGCGCUGGAAGGAGGAUCCGUCCCCGGAGAACCGAACCCUGUGGGAGAACCUGUGUAUGAUCCGGCGCUUCCUGAGUCUGGCCCAGAUGGAACGAGACGCCAUCUAUGAACAGGAGAGCAACACUCUGCAACAACACUGUACAGACAGACUCACACAGCUAGUCAACAACAACACACUGCUCCAACGCCACUCCCCAUUGCAACAACAACACCAUCAACGAACACUGACCGCUCUGUCCCAGCUGCCCUUGCAGCCCCAGGCGGAGUCUCGCCUGCCGCCACGACAACCAUCCACAGCAUCACCGGCCGAGACUGAGGGGGGUAGGGGGCAACUGAGGACCUGGUGGGGAAGUAGUCAGGGUGAUGGGAGGGAAGAGGAUAUUACUGGCAGGGGCUGUAAGGGUUGGGGCCAGGGCAGGGUUAGGGGUGUGUGUAACAAUGACAAGGAAGGGGGAGAGGGACGGUGGGCGGGGGGCAGACAGACUAACGGCGAGGGCGAUGGUGGGAGUGAUGGCGAGGGGUUUCGGGUGUCCCGAGAGGCACAGGGGAUCCUGCAGAGCUUCAUCCAGGACGUUGGUCUGAACCCAGACGAGGAGGCUGUCCACACACUGUCAGCCCAGCUGGGCCUGCCCAAACACACCAUCCUCAGCUUCUUCCACAGCCAGCACCACAGCUACACUCACCAGAACCAUAGACAGCAUUACAGUGAGAUCCAACACAACCAACAUCCGAGCCAGGACCACAACCACAGAAAGAAUCACAACCAACACCACACGGACCAGGACCAGCUCUUCUAUAAUGGAGCAGGCCCAACCCAGCCUAAGAGAACUACAGGGGAGGAUAUGGAGCAGGCCCAACCCAGCCUAAGAGAACUACAGGGGAGGAGUGGACAGUAGAUCUCGCUGGACAAAUGGGGGGGGGAUAUGGAGCAGGCCCAACCCAGCCUAAGAGAACUACAGGGGAGGAUAUGGAGCAGGCCCAACCCAGCCUAAGAGAACUACAGGGGAGGAUAUGGAGCAGGCCCAACCCAGCCUAAGAGAACUACAGGGGAGGAUAUGGAGCAGGCCCAACCCAGCCUAAGAGAACUACAGGGGAG